UCAAGAACCACCAUUAACACUUCUUUCUUUCUUCAAACUUCUCUCUUUUUUUUAUUUAAUUUAAUUACCUGCAGAUAAGGGAAACCAAACCAGAGACCACACUCUUCCCUUCACUUACUUCCUCUCUCUCUCUCUAUAUCUAUCUGUAUCUAUCUAUAUCUAUCUAUCUACAGUGUUUAGUACUUUGAUGACUGAUAUAUCUCUCAGCUUCCAUAAAUAACUGCUACCCCUUUUCACUAACUUUUGGUUCAAACCACCAUCCCCAAAAAACUCUGAUCCUUUCUCUUUUUUCUUUUUUUUUAUUUAUUUUUUUAUCUGACUAGUUGUGACAAGUAGUCCCUGGAAAUUAAUUACUCUCUCUCUCUUUCUCUCUUUAUCUCUCUUUCAGCUUUAAAAAUUUUCCCUAUGGUGGUCUUCCUUCAACCCUAGUGGGAUCCUAUACUAAAAGCCUAUCACCACACCAUCAUCACAAAUCAUAAGUCACUCAUGAUAUAAUCACACCCUUAAACCCUUUCAAUUCAUUCUAUCUUCAACCUCUUCAAUUCCAUCAUCUCUUACUAUAUUAAUUUGCUUUUCCACUUCACACCUUCAAUUAAACUCUUCAUCAUUCCAUUCCCUUAUAUAUAAACACAGAUCUUCUCCAUUCUUUACUUUUUAUCUCUCUUUCUACCAAUCUCCAUGUUCACUAAUUCACACACGCUAAUGCAAACCCUGUUGCCACCUUUGCCGGAGCCAGACCUCUCCCUCAACAUAAGCCCUCCCUCUAUUUCCGAGGUCAAGGAAGUGGCGCCUUUCGGCAAACUCAUUUACAGCGACAUGUGUUCGACUUCUGAUUCGGGAAGCAGUGGAGGAAGCGAUUUGAGCCAUGAGUUCCACAACCUUGCUCACCCUCGUGAACCCACCUUGAAGUUAGGCUUCGGAACAACGGAUUUCAAUCCUCGCCGUCAUCAGGCUCAAGGUGACACCAGAAGCUUCAACCACCACCACCACCACCACCUUCAGCCUCACAUCUAUGGCCGCGAUUUCAAACGAACUGCAAGAGUCGUCAAUGGCGUCAAAAGAAGCGUCCGGGCUCCUCGAAUGAGAUGGACCACCACCCUCCAUGCCCAUUUUGUUCACGCGGUUCAACUCCUUGGCGGCCAUGAGAGAGCAACUCCGAAGUCUGUGUUAGAGUUAAUGAACGUUAAGGAUCUAACCCUAGCACACGUCAAGAGUCACUUGCAGAUGUAUAGAACAGUGAAGAGCACUGACAAAGGCACCACAGGUCAUGGGCAGACAGAUAUUUCAGUAUUGAAUCCAAGGCCAGGGAUUAACAUGGUUCAUCUGCAUGCACCUUCGCCCAAUUUACCAGACCCCAUUAUUCAAAGGACAACGUGGCAACAAUCAUCAAUAGAGACAAAAACAAAGAACAGUAGACAAGAAGCAGAGAUGGGUUUGACGUAUUGCGAGGUGAAGAAGGGAAGUAGUGAAAGCAUGGUGAUGAAUGGCUUGGAUUGUACCAGUUUGUCACGUUCCGAGGGAAUGCUUGACCUAGAAUUCAGCCUUGGAAGACCCAUUUGGCAAAAAGACCACGCAGAAUCGUCGAGAGAGUUAACUCUUUUAAACUGCUAAAACAACGUUAAAAGAAGUAAAGAAAGUUAAGGUUAUAAAAAAUUAGGUUAAAUUUAAAUAACCAACCUUUGACAUGUGUGGAGGAGAUUGAUCAUGAUGAUGAUGAUGAUGAUGAUGUAUGUGAAUGAAUGAUUUUGAUUGUGUGUGUUUGGGAGAGAGAUGAGGAAUGGGAUAAAGGGAUUUUGCUAGAGAACAUAUGCUUGAGUCCAAAGAAAAUUUUCAGGCAUUGUCUUUGAUGUCAUUUUCUGUGGAAGCUAUAGAAUAGAACAUGAUGAAAAAUAAAAAUGGAAUGGUUUGGACCAUGCAUGGGUUAUAGUUAGGCAACAUAGGACCCAUUUGGGAAUGCUGAUAUGAGACAGGUGGGUCAACUUUUCUGCCACACCAUCAUCACAUGUGUACCACAUACACAUACAUGUUAUCUAUCACCUACAUUAAUUCACUUUUACAAAUUAAUAUUGCAAACUUUUUUCU
Vigna unguiculata (cowpea) is the source of this 2082-nucleotide messenger RNA. RefSeq names its product Homeodomain-like superfamily protein (gene ATS). Gene Ontology annotation, cellular component: nucleus. Gene Ontology annotation, molecular function: transcription cis-regulatory region binding. NCBI's taxonomy places the organism in Eukaryota, Viridiplantae, Streptophyta, Magnoliopsida, Fabales, Fabaceae. The record is from RefSeq and is a predicted model, not a curated record. Gene Ontology annotation, biological process: regulation of DNA-templated transcription; abaxial cell fate specification.